AUGAGAGAAAUAAUGGAUUUUUAAUCUAACUCAUUUGAAUUACUAGAAUGUGGAUAUGGAGUAUUUAAAAUAAAAAAUGAGUAUAUUAUUGAUCACUCUUAAUUAUGGUCUAACGGUUAUUUUUGUAAUAGUUAUAUUUUAGUUGAUGAAAAAAUGGCUAAAUAAAUUGGAACCUUUAAAAUUAUUUAAGAUAUGGUUAGGAUUUAUGAUGUAACAAUAUUUGGAAUUGCUGAAGCAGAAGAUAUCAAUUAUGAAUUAAAAUUAGCUGACUCUGCUAUAUUAAAAUAAUCUACACUUGAAAUAAUAUCAAAUUAUAAUACUCAAGCCUAAUAUAAAAUUAUAGAUAUUUUUGAUGAUAUUUUUAAAAGCUUAAAUAAAUUAUUUAGCUAUUCUUUAAAAUUAAGAGGAAAUGAAAUUAGAGAUGUUAUUAAAAAUGGAUUUCAUUUCUUAUUAGAAUAUAAAGAUGAUUUUUUAUAAGCUUUACAAUCUGAAGGACCUUAUAUGAAUUUUAUUUUGAAAUACAUUAAAAUCUAAAAUACUUCCUCUUAUAACUGA
Molecule: messenger RNA, 555 nt
Organism: Paramecium sonneborni
Lineage: Eukaryota; Ciliophora; Oligohymenophorea; Peniculida; Parameciidae
Source: the annotation of a GenBank genome assembly